GCGCCGGAUGUGGGCCGGCGGCUCGCUGGCGUUCUCGCGCGCCCCCGGCAAUCGCCUCAGCUACUUCGACGAGGCGCGGCUGCAAGAGCGCGUCGAGAGCGUGCAGGUCAGGGGCGAGAAGUUGUUUGUUUGGUUCGAGCGGAGGAUGUUCCGUGCGCCUGUUGGGGCGGGAGAACCCGCGCUCACGGAGAGGAGGUGUUUGGUCUUUUUGCCGCCUGUGGGGGAGGGGCCGCCCGCACAGCAGCAGCAGAGGAUGCUGGAAGUGAAAGGGGAUGUGAAGAGGGACUUUGUCGAGACGUUCACACCGACCCAGCACCUCCUGUUCCGCUUCUCGGCGCUGACGCAUAAUGUCCACCGCAUACACUACGACGAGGGGUUUUCGCGGACGGAGGAGGGGUAUAGGGGGAACCUGUGUCAUGGGCCGCUCGCGGUGGUGUUCCUCCUCGGCCUCCUGAAGCGCGAGAUGCCAAGGGGGAAGCGCAUAGUCGCGUUUGAGUAUAAGUGUCUCGCGCCCAUGUUUGUUGGCGAGCCGUAUAGGAUUGCCGGAAGGUGGAAGGGGGAAGAGGGGGAUGCCACAAGGAAGUGUGAGCUGUGGGUUGAGACCCCGCAGGGUGGAUAUGCGGUUAGGGGCACGGCGGAGGUCGAGAAUGAUGUGGAGUAGAUAUUUGGGAGGGAGGGAGGCAUGUUCUGAUCACGGUGAUGCGUGGAUGUAGGCUAUAUUGUCCACACGGUACUUUUAUCGAGAAGACUCACGCCUCGAGUGAUACCCAAUGCACAGCUUCACUUGCUGGCAGAAUACCCAGCACUAGGUACUGGAUAGUCAUCCCGAAGCACCAUACUUGCCUAGAACCACAACUACUGGACAAUUAAAUAAACAAACGGCUGUGAUCAAGGAGAGGAGGAAGAGGAGGAAGAGGCGGGAUGUUUGCCUGUGAUCUCGGUCGACGGCCAGGAUAGGGGAACGAGGUUCCGGC
This is a messenger RNA of Tricharina praecox, 974 nucleotides long. RefSeq names its product mitochondrial 3-hydroxyacyl-thioester dehydratase. The transcript has a single exon. The record is from RefSeq and is a predicted model, not a curated record. The coding region runs from base 8 to 661 and encodes 217 amino acids. Gene Ontology annotation, molecular function: (3R)-hydroxyacyl-[acyl-carrier-protein] dehydratase activity. Gene Ontology annotation, cellular component: mitochondrion. Lineage: Eukaryota; Fungi; Ascomycota; Pezizomycetes; Pezizales; Pyronemataceae.